GCAGCUCCCACCCCCUUUCGAUCACCAGUUCCCUCCACCCGUCCGUUCCUAAGCCUUGGUCAUUCACUGCUGGGACACGACGAGAGUUCCCCCGAUGUCACCCGCAUGCAGGCUCAGGUGGCCCCUGCUGGUCUCAGUGCUGGCCUUGGCAACCAGUGGCCAUGGCAGCUCCAUGUUCGGGGAGAUCACCUCGCCCGGCUACCCGUCCUCCUAUCCCAAUGAGGAGCGGGCCGAAUGGACCAUCGGCGUGCCCCUCGGCUAUCGGGUCCAGCUGCACUUCCGCUACUUCCAGCUGGAGCCCUCCCAGGACUGCAUCUACGAUCGGCUCAAGGUCAGUUCUGGGGGGAAAACUCUCGGUGUCUUCUGCGGCAAUGGUGACUCCAACAUUGGCAACCCACCCAGAGGUCAGAUCCUGACGUCCACCGGGAACACCAUGAACCUGGAAUUCCAGUCAGAUUUUUCCAAUGAGGGCAAAUUCCUUGGAUUCCUGCUUUACUACGAAGCAAUUGAUGUGGACGAGUGCUCUGUUCGUGAUGGAUCGAACCCCGUGUGUGAACAUCUGUGCCACAACACACUCGGCAGCUACAAAUGUUUGUGCCACCGCGGAUACCAGCUUCGGGAAGAUGGCAAGAGCUGCCAAGUGCAGUGCCAGGAAUUCUUCAGCCAGGUGUCGGGAGAGCUGGUGAGCCCGGAGUAUCCAUCAGCCUAUCCACCCAACCUCCAGUGCAAUUACAGUAUCCGUGUGGAGGAGGGAUUCUCCAUUGCCCUGAUGUUCCAGGGUAUUUUCGACGUUGAAGAUCAUCCAGAGGUGAAGUGCCCCUACGACAACGUGACGAUUGAGUACCGGGAUGUCGUGCUGGGGCCCCUGUGUGGGACGGAGCCCCUCGGCCGCAUCGAGACGCACAGCAACGCGGUCAACGUGCUGUUCCACGCGGACGAGUCUGGCCACAACAGGGGCUGGAAGCUCACGUACUCCACCGACCGAAUCCAGUGCCCGGAUCUCCCGUCCCUUGGCCACGGGACAAUUACUCCGGCUCAGCAGCAGUACCGUUUCCUGGACCGGGUCUCCUUCGCGUGUGACACUGGAUACAAGAUAAUGAAGAUCAACCGGGAACUGAACUCCUUCAAUGCGAUCUGCACCAAGGACGGGACGUGGAACAAGGAGGCGAUGGCCACGUGUGAGAUGAUCGACUGCGGAGAACCCAGGCACCUGGAGAACGGCAAGUUCAACGUCGAGGAGGGCAGCCUCGUCAGGAACGGCUACCGGACCCGCAUCCAGUACUCCUGUCACCCCCACUACCACAUGGAGAGUCAGGGCAAUGGAACCUAUACCUGCACAGCUUCUCGUCACUGGAUCAACCGCAGGGUCAGGGAGACGAUCCCCUACUGCGCCCCAGUGUGCGGUAAACCGGAGCAGCCCGUGGACAGCGGCACGGCUCGCAUCUUCGGCGGCGCCGCCGCGCCCAACGCCAGCUUCCCCUGGCAGGUCUACCUGCGGCCCCCGCAGCAACAGGGCCGCGGCUCUGGGGUGCUGAUCGACCCCCGCUGGGUGCUGACCGCCGCCCACGUCCUCUGGCCCAAGAACCAGCCACGGCCGGACGCCAAGAAGCUGAAGAGCUACGGCGUCUACCUGGGCGACAACGACCUGGAGGACCUGCUGGCGUCAGCCGGCCAGCCGGUGGAGAGGGUCUACCUGCACCCGGACUACGAGGGCGACCACAACCCGCAGUUCGACCACGACGUGGCCCUGAUCAAGCUGGCCGCGCCGGUCACCCUCGGCCGCUACAUCGUGCCCGCCUGCCUGCCGCCGCCCCCCGACCCGAAGCAGGGGCCGACCCAGCUCUACAGCACCGGACAGCUGGGCUACGUGGCGGGCUGGGGCGUCACCCAAGACCAGAAGCUCCUCAACCGGCUGCACUACGUGGGGCUGCCCGUGGCCGACCAGGCGAAGUGCCGCCGGGCGAUGGAGAAGGUGCAGCGAGCGUGGGGGGCGGUCCAGUCCUCCGAGAUGCUCCGCCUGGGACCCGGCAUGUUCUGCGCCGGCUCCGGCCUGGGCGAGACGGACUCGUGCCAGGGCGACAGCGGCGGGGCGUUCGCCGUCCGCCGGCGGGCCGACGACUCCUGGUACGUGACCGGGCUGGUGUCCUGGGGGCUGGGCUGUGGCCGCAACGGAACCUACGGCGUCUACACCCGGGUGGAGAGGUACCUGCCCUGGAUCCGCCAGGUGAUGGCCGGGGGGCAGGACUGAGGGGGCUCCCUCGGACACCCAUCGUCAAAUCCCCUUCCUGGACAAACCCCACUUUCAUCCCUCCCACCCACCGUCAUCCCCUCCCCAACCCUUCCCACACUGUCACCAUCCAGACCCUCCCCACAACCCAGCCGCUGCCCCUGGAGGGGUAACUGCACCGUGGGACUGGAGUGUGUUUUUUUUUGUAUUUCGGAUGAAACUUGCCUACGAUCGAUUUGAGUUGAAUCUUAAAUGGGGCAUAAUUAGUCUAGGGGUGGGAAUCGUGUAAUUUUUGGACAGGAUUGGUUCAAAAUGGAUUCAGAUGAAUUUAUGAGCGAGACUAAACAUUUAAUUUGGAUUGAUAUGGUCCCAGAUGCAUUCAUUUAAUUUUAACAUGGGACUUAAUUUAAACCCAGAAGAAAUACAAGCAGAUUAGGCCAUUCUGGUUGGUUUUCUAAAGUGUGGUUGGCUUUGGGAUGGAAUUUGUAUCAUUUUAAACAGGAUUAAUAGAACAUGGAUUCAGAUUAGUUCAAUUUUGGAUCAAAUGUAUUGAAAUUGGAUGACAGUUUUGGAAUAAGAUUAGAAUAAUCCGAGAAGGAAUUGGUUAAAAUUGGAUUAUAUUUAAUUUUAAACAAGAUUCAUUUGAUUUGGGUGUGAUCAGUUUAAUUUUUGAUGGAAUCAGUUUAAUUUGAGAAUAAACUAGAUUAAUUCGGACAUCAUUCAUUUAAAUAAAA
Mobula hypostoma (lesser devil ray) is the source of this 2961-nucleotide messenger RNA. RefSeq names its product complement C1r subcomponent-like. Lineage: Eukaryota; Metazoa; Chordata; Chondrichthyes; Myliobatiformes; Myliobatidae. The record is from RefSeq and is a predicted model, not a curated record. Bases 95 to 2248 code for a protein of 717 amino acids. Gene Ontology annotation, cellular component: extracellular region; blood microparticle. Gene Ontology annotation, molecular function: calcium ion binding; serine-type endopeptidase activity. The transcript is spliced from 11 exons. Gene Ontology annotation, biological process: complement activation; zymogen activation.